Corylus avellana is the source of this 450-nucleotide messenger RNA. RefSeq names its product protein RALF-like 32. Gene Ontology annotation, cellular component: plasmodesma. Lineage: Eukaryota; Viridiplantae; Streptophyta; Magnoliopsida; Fagales; Betulaceae. The record is from RefSeq and is a predicted model, not a curated record. Gene Ontology annotation, biological process: calcium-mediated signaling.
AUGGACUCACAAUCGGAUAGCCUGAUGAGUGAUGAUGGCCGGCCCCACGGAAAUUCAGAUAUACCCAUUGGUCACCACAUGCAUAAACUUGUCAGCACAAAAACAAUGAAAGAUAUGUGCAAGAAAACCCAUUCAUUCAUGAUCAUCAUCCUUCUACUACAACAACUCAGCCCAUUUGAUCAUAAAGUUGCUGCUACACAAAACAACAUUGAUGAUGAUGAUGAUGAGCAUGGACAAUGCGGCAGUUCGGUCGGAGAAUUGCAGACAGAAUCCGAGAGAUGCCGCAGGUUUCUUGGAACGAAAAAAUACAUAUCUCCCGGGGCACUCAAGGCCGACCAGCCGGCAUGUGGGAUAGUAGUGAGGGGUGAGCCGUACAGUAACAGUUGUCUACCUCCACAGGCAAACCGUCCCAACAGAGGCUGCAACAAGUACUACAGGUGUAGGAAGUGA